GAUUUCAGUAGACGUCACUCAUCUGCAUAGGGAGUAAAAUGCAACCAUCCUGCACAGCUCCUCGGAUCCUGAAAAGCACCGCGUCUCUCUCUCUCCCUCGCAUGCAAAUAAACAGGGACUCACUAACUGCCGCAUACCUUAAACUACAAACAUGGAAGGAGUAGGAUGUUACUAGCAUCCGCCGUGGUGGUAUGGGAAUGGCUGAACGAGCACGGACGCUGGUGGCCAUACAGCCCGGUUGUCUGUCAUCACAUCGAGGCGGUCAUCCGGAGCGACCCGCGGGUUGGUAGUGUUGUCCUCGGCCAGGUGGACUCUCGCCUCUCGCCCUACAUCAUCGAUUUGCAUUCCAUGCAACAGUUCCGACAGGAUACAGGUACCCUUCGACCUGUGCGACGUAGCUUCUACGAUCCCACAUCAGCGCCGGGCCAGGGCUGCUUGUGGGAGUGGGAGAACGACUCCGGCAGUUGGACCGCAUACGACACAGAGGUGGGCAUCGCCAUCCAGGCAGCUCGUGACCGCCAUCAGCCCUGUCUGGACCUGGCGCCGCUCGGCUUUUGCUACCUCAUUGACUUUGAAAACAUGACCCAAAUCAAUGGGCAGACGCUGCGCUGCAGGAGAAUCCAACGGCGUUCCGACCUGGCUUAUCCUCUGGUCUCCGGGCCGUUACCCAAGUCCCAUCAUGCUUGGGGACCCAUGUCCAUGCCUGGCCAUGGAGGACUUCUUGGUGUGGAUGUUUCUGGUGCUGGUAUGGGAAUGAGGAUGAGCAGUAGUGGGACUGGGAAUGGGAGUGCCUAUCCCAGUGGGGCACUUCCUGCUUCAGCCAUCACCUCCUUGGGACAGCCCUGUGCCUGUCAGCAGUGCAUGUUGAUGCUAAGCAUCAAAGCGGGUACCAUGACAACCGCUCAAACUUUAGGUCGAAGACCACCGGUGACCAAGCCCCCCAGCCCCAAACUUAGCAGUUACCCUCUCCCAGGAAUUGCUUACUCCCUGACACUCCCUCGACCUCCGUCUCUGUCAAGAUCUUUUUCUCCCCACAGGACAUCUUUAAUAGGUGCGACAGGCGGCUGCAGUGUUGCUGGUGCAGGUGGUCCAGUAGGUGGAGGGGGUAUGGGGAUGGUUGGUGCUGGUGGUCUUAGCAGUACCAGCUAUGGAGGAGGCUACACUCAUUCACUCUCCCUUCUUGGACCAGCAACUGCCGCUCUCUCCAUCUCCUCCAAUCGCCCCCCACCUCCUACACUCCCACCACCUCCACCACCACCCCCUCCUCCCUCCACCACUCUCUCAUCGAUGACCUCCUUACCUCCCCAACCUUCCAGUUCCUCCUCCCUCUCUCUAUCCUGCUCUGCUCCGACAGUGGCCACCCCAGCCGCACCCCCUCUCAUCUCCACUGCCGCCUCCACCUGCACGCCGUCGCCUUCUGCCCGCGUUCUGGGUCCAGUGUCUGCGUCUGGGUCUGCUGCCUGCGCCGCCCCUCUGCCGCCUCGGUCUAGCCUCGCAGGCCUGAGCCGUCCUGCUCUGCAGCGUAUCGCCAUGGCUCAGUCACGUGCACUUAUCGCCUCUGGAGUGCCAACGGUUCCCGUGAAGAACUUGAAUGGAUCCAGUCCUGUACAUCCCGCCCUGGCAGGUAUUACAGGCAUCCUGAUGAGUGCAGCAGGACUUCCUGUCUGCCUGACCCGCCCUCCCAAGCUGGUGCUUCAUCCUCCACCUGUCAGCAAGAGCGACAUCAAACCUGUGCCAGGCCUGGGCCACUGCUGCCGUAAGACCACGAAGAAGCAGGCCCGUAAAGGUAAAACACCGGAGGAAGUGGUAAAGCGUUACCUUCAGAAAGUCCGUAAUCCUCCAGAGGAGGACUGCACCAUCUGUAUGGAGGCGCUGUCAGGACCAUCGGGGUACAAGGGUCCUGGAGUGGGUGGCAUCUCCCGGGCCGAGUCGGUGGGCCGCCUGGCUCAGUGUGGGCACCAGUACCACCUCCAGUGCCUCGUCGCCAUGUACAACAAUGGAAACAAGGACGGCAGCCUUCAGUGUCCCACCUGCAAGACCAUCUAUGGAGUCAAGACAGGCAACCAGCCCCCGGGCAAGAUGGAGUACCACAUCAUCCCCCACUCACUGCCGGGACAUCCUGACUGUAAAACCAUCCGGAUCAUCUACAACAUUCCUCCUGGCAUCCAGGGUCCUGAGCACCCAAAUCCAGGAAAACCGUUCACAGCACGUGGGUUCCCCAGACAUUGCUACCUUCCUGACAGCGAGAAGGGGCGCAAGGUCCUGCGACUUCUUCUGGUGGCGUGGGACCGCAGGCUCAUCUUCUCCGUGGGGACGUCCAGCACCACCGGAGAAUCCGACACUGUCAUCUGGAACGAGGUGCAUCACAAGACCGAGUUUGGAUCCAACCUCACGGGUCAUGGCUUCCCUGACCCAGGACACUUGGAAAAUGUCUUGGAAGAGCUGAGGGCUCAGGGGAUCACCGAGGAGGAUUGUCUACCGAGGGACUAAAACCUGAAGAUGUGGAGCGAGAAAUCAAAAAGGAAGACACUGGUUUAUGACAGCAUGGGACAGUUUUAAGGCCACUGCGCUGAUGCAAGUCUACGUUAACUUCAUUUAGAUCCACUUUGUACCAGGAGGCUCGAUACCAGAGAGACUAGACGAGAAUGUAACUGAUUACUUCAGUGUGUGUUGCUGCUGCUAAGUGGGACUGAGGGGGAACUAAAACAAAGAAUGACGCUUUUUUUUUUUUAAGUGGAAAUGAUGGGGAUUUAAAAAACUCAAUUUACAAUCAGAACCUUUGAACAAAAACAAACCUUUCAAGUUCUUAACGGGAAACCCAAGCAUGGAUAUUUCCUGCUAUCUAGUGGUAAUGUUGAAAAACUACAUCAGUUUUUAGGUUUAAUUUUAAGUUGUAUCCUUGUACAUUAAACAUACUUGAUAUAUGAUACAUAUUACUUUCAUUACCGUUGUUUUUAUACAUAGUAAGGUUACAUUUUAUUUUAUAUGGUGUGUUUCAGUGUAUUUAUUUUGCCUUUUGCUGACUGGAAGAAGUUUUAGAAAAUCUGCUGGUGUACAAGAGUUUACCUGUCACUUUAUAAACAGUCACUUUCAGGAUUUUGUAUUUGAUGAGCUCACAAACUGGCAUUCCUUGCUCAUUAGUCCAUUGGAGAGCACGCGUGCAUUUACAGGUUUCCUGUGUCUUCUUGUGUCGGCAUUAAGAGGAAAGCGUUGGAUCAUGGAGGAUGACUACUUCUGCAAAUUCCCCAAAAAGCUAGGAUUAGACCCGCUGUCUGAGCUCCGAUUUGCACAGUGCUUUCUACUUAGCAAGAGCAAAACAGAACCGUUCAGAUUUACUGUUUUCUAUGUAGGACGCAGACACCAGCCUCAAAUCGCCCUGCGGAGUCACUUGUUUCUGCCAUGUUUGCUUUUCACCACCAAGCAGGUGAACAGGACCAUCAUGUGGGGUUUUCGGCCAAAGUCGGUCUGCUUUCCGUCCGCUGUGAAAUUAGAGUGAGGUGUGUCUGAGGGUGAUAUGAGACAUAUAAAUGUAGGUCUACAUCAUCGUUUAUACUUUAUAUUUUGCGUAUGUAUGUGGACAAAUUUGAAUUAAACUUUUUUUAAAGGUAAAA
Messenger RNA from Nothobranchius furzeri (turquoise killifish), 3611 nucleotides. It is a transcript of the gene dtx4a, whose product is annotated as deltex 4, E3 ubiquitin ligase a. Lineage: Eukaryota; Metazoa; Chordata; Actinopteri; Cyprinodontiformes; Nothobranchiidae. The record is from RefSeq and is a predicted model, not a curated record. Gene Ontology annotation, biological process: protein ubiquitination; Notch signaling pathway. Gene Ontology annotation, cellular component: nucleoplasm. Gene Ontology annotation, molecular function: zinc ion binding; ubiquitin protein ligase activity.